CUUUACUAGAUGGCGGUGAGAGUCUCUAUGUUAGGUUUUGUCCAUUACAUAUAACACAAGUGAAGUAUCUGACUUAACACAAUAGUGAGACCCAAACAAACAUGGGCAGGAGAGAAUGACUACGUUUUAGGAAAGUGAAUCUAAUAUAUACAGUAUAACAAGAUUCCUAAAAAAUGAGCAUACCAAGUUUACCGCUCUCCUCAGUACUACGGACCAGACAUGAAGAAGCAGAGGGCGAUGAACCAAAGAAAAAAACACGAGAAGAAUGGAAGAAGGCAAAAGAACUUGAAGAAGCCCGGAAAGCUGGUACUGUUCCAGCUGCUGUUGAUGAAGAAGGUAAAGACAUAAAUCCCCAUAUUCCUCAAUAUAUAGCAACAGCACCGUGGUAUUUUGGUUCACUUGGUCCAACACUUAAACAUCAGCGUCCACAACCAGAAAAACAAGACUCAUUUAAUCAUCUCAAUGAGCAUUAUGUUAGGGGACAUAAAGGAAGUACAGCCACACGUUACCGAAAAGGUGCGUGUGAAAAUUGUGGAGCCUUAGGGCACAAGAAGAAGGACUGUGUAGAGAGGCCCCGCAAAGUUAGUGCCAAAUAUGAUGCUCAUAAUAUUGCACCAGAUGAUAUUAUGCUACCCGAUCUUAACCUUGACUUCGAUGGAAAGAGGGAUAGGUGGAAUGGGUUUGAUCCAUCUGAAUAUGCAGCUGUUGUUGAAGAACAUAAAAAAGUAGAAGACUACAAAAGACAGAUUAAGGCUAAGAAAUUAAAGGAAGGGGAAGAGAUGAGUGAUGGUGAACCAGAUGAUGAUGAUGAAGAUGAGGACAAAUAUGCUGAAAGUGUUGAUAUGCCAGGUACCAAAGUAGAUAGCAAACAAAGAAUUACAGUGCGUAACCUGCGUAUACGUGAAGAUACUGCCAAGUACUUGAGAAAUCUGGACCCCAGUUCAGCUUACUAUGAUCCAAAAACACGUUCCAUGAGGGACAACCCUUACAAAGGUACCGGAAGAAAAGAUGAUGAGGUUGACUUUGCUGGAGAAAAUUUUGUGAGGUUUUCUGGAGAUACUGUUGCCCAGGCUAAGGCUCAGCUGUUUGCAUGGGAUGCUUAUGAGAAAGGUGUAGAUGUCAGUCUUCAAGCUGAACCUACAAAACUUGAACUGUUAAAAAAGCAAUUUGUUAACAAGAAGGACGAAUUCAAGAAAAAGGUAUCAGAUGAUCUUUUAGAAAAAUAUGGUGGAAAAGAACAUUUAGAUUCUCUGCCAACAGAACUUUUGCUCUCUCAAACAGAAAAUUAUGUUGAGUACUCCCGACAUGGCAAAAUCAUCAAAGGCGCUGAGAAGCAGACUGUACUAUCAAAAUACGAAGAAGAUAUUUAUCCAGGAAAUCACAUGAGUGUCUGGGGAAGUUACUGGAGAGAUGGUGUGUGGGGAUAUAGUUGCUGCCACUCUUUUGUAAAGAAUUCAUAUUGCACAGGUGAAGCUGGAAAAGUAACAAAAUCAGAGGUACCAUUAGUUGGUACAUCAACUUCAGCUGUUCCUGACACACCUCACAGAGAUAGUUCUGAUGAAGAGAACACAAAAACCCUGCUUGAACUACACAGGGAGAAGAAAAAGAAAAAGAAAAGGAAGAAGAAUAAGAAGAUGAAGAAAAAGAAGGAUAGUAGCAGUAGUAGUAGUGAAUCUAGCAGUGAAUCAGAAAAUGAGGAGAAAAAGGAAGAAAAACGUAAACAGAAGUUGCGUGAAGCACUGAUUCGUGCCAAGAUGGAAGAAGAAGCAGCUCAAGAAAUGAUGAUGUUGAAUGAACGUGAGCGAAGUUAUAACUCAAUGUAUAAAGCCAAGAAACCCACAGAGGAGGAGAUUGAAGCAUAUCAGAUGAGAAGACAGAGAGAAGAUGACCCCAUGGCUGCAUUUCUUAGUAAAUGAGGUUAAGGUUUAAAUAGAUAUGCCUGGGACAGUAUUCUGGUUUGCAUAUAGACACUGACUUGUUUCAUACCUAUUUAAAAUGCAUCGAUCUUAAAAGGGUUCUCUUAAUAAUAUACCUGUACUUUAGUCACAUUUCACAUUUAUGUUUGCAUUAAUAGAUAUGUUAGAAAAAUUUCAACAGAUUCCUCUGAAACAUCAUGGGUUACUGCAUUUGACAAGGUGAUGCAAGCCAAUAAUACAUGUUCAAAAGUGAAUGGAUUCACUAUUAAAUGAACUUGCUGAUAGACAAGCAAUCAAGGGGAACAAGUAACCCACCAGUUGGUGAAUAUGAAUAAUCAGAACAAGGGUUCAGCAUCUAUCCUGACACCCUACAUCAUAGCAAGAAAAGGCUUGCCAGUUUAAAAAAUAUAUACCAUAAUUUUACUUAAAAAUCUUGGAAGUUUCCCUAUCUAUCUUUUUUUUUUUUUUUUGCAUUCAACUUACUAUAGUUGAUGUGAAAUUUAAAUAAAUUUGAACAUUUCUUAAGUGGGAUUAUAUUACUUGGCUCAAUUUAAGUAAAAAAAAAAAAAGAAAAAAAAGGGGCAUAUAAAUACUGUACGUGCAAUUCACCUUGGACAUGACACAAAUUAUCAUAUCCAAACACGGCACAGUAUCACUAAUCCAAAUAACCCACAAUAAAAUAAAGAACUGUACAGUACAAGGUUCUGAAAUAAUUUUGUUUUUAAAUUAGAUGAUACUUGGGAUAUCCUGUCUCCUAAUCAGAGGUCAAGGUUGUGUGUACUGUAGUUUAGAGAAGAGGUACACAUGGAAGCUACACUCUUGUCCAAACCUCCCUCCUCUCAGAGAGGAAGUUUGACUCCCUUCAACUCCAGUGUCAUUCCCUCUGUGAGGUGACAACUAAAGUGGAAUGCCUCCCUUUUGUGUAAUGAAAACUGCCUGUCGGGCAAAUUUUUACCAUUUCAUUUAAAAGCAUUGCUUACAAUUAUAACAAUGUAACUACUGUACAGUAUUUGCAAAUAAAGUUGGUUAAAUCUU
Homarus americanus (American lobster) is the source of this 2951-nucleotide messenger RNA. It is a transcript of the gene Slu7, whose product is annotated as pre-mRNA-splicing factor SLU7-like. Gene Ontology annotation, biological process: mRNA splicing, via spliceosome. Gene Ontology annotation, molecular function: pre-mRNA 3'-splice site binding; zinc ion binding. Bases 174 to 1916 code for a protein of 580 amino acids. Gene Ontology annotation, cellular component: spliceosomal complex. NCBI's taxonomy places the organism in Eukaryota, Metazoa, Arthropoda, Malacostraca, Decapoda, Nephropidae. The record is from RefSeq and is a predicted model, not a curated record. The transcript has 2 exons.